Penicillium coprophilum is the source of this 504-nucleotide messenger RNA. RefSeq names its product putative ubiquitin conjugating enzyme. Bases 1 to 504 code for a protein of 167 amino acids. The record is from RefSeq and is a predicted model, not a curated record. Gene Ontology annotation, cellular component: cytosol; endoplasmic reticulum. The transcript has 3 exons. NCBI's taxonomy places the organism in Eukaryota, Fungi, Ascomycota, Eurotiomycetes, Eurotiales, Aspergillaceae.
AUGGCGACUUCUCCCGCGGGGCGCAUGCUAUCCCGCCAACUGCAGCAGAUGCAGUCUGAUAAGGACAUUCCCGGCAUUAGCUGCGGUUUGGUCGAUAACGACAUUUUCGAAUGGGAGGUUAUGCUCAUGAUAUCGGAUGAUGUGAAGCUGUAUGGAGGUGGUUUCUUCCGAGCUCGUCUUUCUUUCCCACCAGAAUACCCUCACCGGCCACCGAAGAUGAAGUUUGAAUCUCCUAUCUUCCACCCAAAUAUUUAUGAAAACGGCAAUGUCUGCAUUUCAAUCCUGCAUCCACCCGAGGAGGACAAAUACGGUUACGAGUCGGCUGCCGAACGCUGGUCUCCCGUGCAAACCCCCGAGACGAUCUUACUGUCUGUCAUUUCGAUGCUAUCUAGCCCGAACGAUGAAAGCCCGGCGAAUGUGGAGGCUGCUCGUCUAUGGCGCGAGGACCCCGCAGAGUUUAAGAAGCGCGUCCGUCGGUGUGUCCGUCAGACGUUGGACGACUAG